AUGCCCGAGGCCACGGGUCUGGAAAUCCUGGAUGACGUGGAGGACCUUUGGGUAUACAUCCACUCGUCGACACUAGCUAGCUUACUAUCCUCUCAGUCUAUUCCAAUUGGAAUUGACCUGGACCGUACAAUUGUUGUUGGCGACUCUGCGGGUGGGCUGUUGGGCGCCUAUCUUGCGUUGUCUUAUCCUGAUGAUAUCCGCGCCGCCAUUCUGGCUUACCCUAUGCUUGAUGUACGCUCCGAGGCAUUCUCUAGUUCCCGGACAAGACCAAUAUCUGGCUUACCGCUCGUUCCAAUAUCAGUCUUGACGGACUAUCUCAAGACCCAGGGUAUGAGGGAUAUAGUUUCUAGUGCAACGCCACCUGCUCGGUCGCAGCUGACUAGCGCCGCUUUUAAUCAUGGAAUGUUUACUGAGCUCUAUGAACGUGGAUCGGAGAGCUCUCCGCGCCGAAGUUUACUCUUUCCGCUGGACCGAUUGAGUGAACAUGAAGCAAAGCUUCCGCGAGGAGAGAUUAGUAUUUUCCAUUGUCUCGAUGACGAUGCAAUUCCUGUUGAAGGGAGCAGGAAGUUUGCUGAAACAGCAAGGACGGCUAUGAAAGGAAAGCACGGGGGCGAUAAAGUGGUUCUUACAUUAUUAGAUUCUGGUAACCAUGCAUUUGAUUUUGGGACUAAGCUUGACGAGCCGUGGUUGAUACGAUUGGGGAUGCGGUUGUCACUUGGUUACAAUGAGGUUGUGACUCUAUAA
Aspergillus tanneri is the source of this 744-nucleotide messenger RNA. RefSeq lists its product as uncharacterized. Gene Ontology annotation, molecular function: hydrolase activity. The record is from RefSeq and is a predicted model, not a curated record. The transcript has a single exon. NCBI's taxonomy places the organism in Eukaryota, Fungi, Ascomycota, Eurotiomycetes, Eurotiales, Aspergillaceae. The coding region runs from base 1 to 744 and encodes 247 amino acids.